This is a messenger RNA of Closterium sp. Naga37s-1, 1551 nucleotides long. The record is from the annotation of a GenBank genome assembly. Lineage: Eukaryota; Viridiplantae; Streptophyta; Zygnematophyceae; Desmidiales; Closteriaceae.
AUGGCAGGGCAGGCAGGCAGGGAUGGCGCUGACGUCAGCGGCGGGGAGCGGCCCGGCGUGAGCGUGCAGCCGCCGUCGACCGCGUCGUCCUCUUCGCAAGCGCUGUCGUCGCCCGGGGCCACCGCCGCGGCACGCCCUUCUAAGCCGAAUCCGUUCGGGGCGGCGCGGCCGCGCGAGCAGGUGAUAGCGGAGCGCAAGGGCGUCACGGAGGCGGACCUGCUGCGCGAGCUCGCGUCCAAAGAGUGGCGCCCCACGGUGGUGCUGUCGGAGGCGCAGAAGGAGGAGCAGAAGGCGGCGGAGGCGGAGCUGGCGUUCGCGCGGGACGAGCUGGCGCGCGCGCCGGCGGGCGAGGAGGCGCGGCGCGCGGAGCUGGAGGGCGAGGUGAAGGCGCGCGAGGGCACGCUGCAGGACCUGCUCGCGUCGUUCGAGGUGAGAGGCGAGAGGUGUGGCGGUGCUUUUGAGAAUACUUUAAAGCUCCAACAGAGGUUUGGCGGUGAGCUGCUUGCGUCGUUGGAGGUGCGAGGUGUGGCGCUGUUGGAGGUGCGAGAAGUACUCACCUCGCCGCAUCACCACGCCACCAUGCCCCGUGCCGCUGCGCUCCUCAUUGCGCUUCCCCCCCUCUCUCCGCUCCCGGCCAUCCUCCCCGCCCCUCUGUCCGCUUUUCCUUUGCCUCCUCGCUCUCCCCGGAACCCCCCUCCCCCUCUCGCCGCGCAGAAAAUGGCGCUGGAGAAGCAAUCAGCCGGAGGGGGAGGGGGGGUCAGGCGCGGAGCGGAGCGGGGAGGGGCGGGGGGAGGAGCAGGGGGAGGGGGGCAUGCGCACGCUGCCCCGGAGUCAUACGGGGGGGGCUUUGGGGGGAGGCGGGGGAGGGAGGGGCAGGGGGGGGAGCAUGGGGGCGCGGGGAGCUAUGGGGAUGCGUGGGGCGGGGGAGGAGGGCGGAGAGGAGGCGGCGGAGGCGGAGGCGCGUGCUACAACUGUGGCGAGCCCACUUAUGCCGUACCCUUACCCCUUGCCAUGGCACCACCACUGCGUUCGCCUCUUCACCCCAUCCCUGCUGCCACCUCGCUGCUCCAUUCCUUGUCCUUCCCCCACACUCGUCCUCGCCCCAACCCAUGGCCCCCACCCACGCUACUCGCCCCGGCUUUGGGUCACUUCUCCCGCGAGUGCCCCAACGCCCCUGGGGGCGCAGGUUCGCGCUCAGGGGGGUACGGCAGCAGGGGGGGCGGAGGGGGGCGGGGGGGCGGGGGAGGCGGGUGCUACAACUGUGGGGAGGAGGGGCACUUCGCACGCGAGUGCCCCCAGGGCCGAUCCUCCAGCUUCGGCAGCAGCGGCGGGUACAGCGGAGGCGGGGGUGGGUACAGCAGGAGCAGCAGCGGGGGUGGGUAUGGUGGGGGUGGUGGGGGGUAUGGUGGCGAUGGCGGUGGGUAUGGGGGGGGAGGGGGGAGCUAUGGGGGAGGGUAUGGGGGGGAUGGGGGGGGAGGAGGAUCGCGAGGGUAUGAUGACAAGGCAGGCGGGGGGAGACGGGGCUAUGGCAGUGGCUGGGGGGACCAUUGA